AUGACCCUGACUAACCUCACAGGGGGCCCCCAAUUCCUGCUACUUGGCCUAAUGGACGGCACAGAUGACCACCCGCUGUUGUUCCUGCUCUUCUUCAGUGUCUACCUGCUUAAUGCCCUGGGAAACCUGAGCAUGGUGGUGCUGGUGAGGUCCGACAGGGCUCUGUGCUCCCCCAUGUACUAUUUCUUGGGUCACCUGAGCCUCGUGGAUAUCUGCUUUACCACUGUUACGGUCCCCCUCCUGCUGGCCAGCCUGCUGCGCCCCGGCCAGGCCGUGUCCUUCCAGGCAUGCUUUGCCCAGAUGUACUUCUUUGUGGCGCUGGGCAUCACCGAGAGCUACCUGCUGGCAGCUAUGUCCUACGACCGCGCGGUGGCCGUGUGCCGCCCCCUGCGCUACAGCGCAGUCAUGACCCCCUGGUGCUGUGCCGCGCUGGUGGCGGCCUCCUGGGCGGUGGCUCACCUGCACUCGCUGCUGCACACGCUGCUCAUCUCCGCGCUCUCCUACCCGAGCUCAGCCCUUGUGCACCACUUUUUUUGUGACAUGACGGUGAUGCUGAGCUUGGCGACUUCGGACAAGUUUGCCGCGGAGACUGCCAUUUUCUCUGAGGGCCUCGCGGUGGUGCUGGCCCCGCUGCUCCUCGUGUCCUUGUCCUACGCGCGCAUCCUGGUCGCGGUACUCCAAGUGCGGUCCGCGGGGGGCCGGCGCCGGGCCUUCUCCACCUGCGGCGCCCACCUGGUGGUGGUGUUGCUUUUCUUUGGCUCUGUCCUCUCUGUCUAUUUCCGACCCUCCUCUGCCUAUUCUGCGCGCUACGACCGACUGGCCAGUGUGGUCUAUGCUGUAGUCACACCGACCUUGAACCCUUUCAUCUACAGUCUUCGCAACAAGGAGGUUAAAGGUGCUCUAAAGAGGGGGCUUGUGUGGAGAGCUGCACUCCAAGUGUAA
Messenger RNA from Octodon degus (degu), 942 nucleotides. Its product is annotated as olfactory receptor 1L1-like. Gene Ontology annotation, biological process: G protein-coupled receptor signaling pathway. The transcript has a single exon. Gene Ontology annotation, cellular component: membrane. NCBI's taxonomy places the organism in Eukaryota, Metazoa, Chordata, Mammalia, Rodentia, Octodontidae. Bases 1 to 942 code for a protein of 313 amino acids. Gene Ontology annotation, molecular function: G protein-coupled receptor activity; olfactory receptor activity. The record is from RefSeq and is a predicted model, not a curated record.